Agelaius phoeniceus (red-winged blackbird) is the source of this 2455-nucleotide messenger RNA. It is a transcript of the gene SHC3, whose product is annotated as SHC adaptor protein 3. The record is from RefSeq and is a predicted model, not a curated record. NCBI's taxonomy places the organism in Eukaryota, Metazoa, Chordata, Aves, Passeriformes, Icteridae. Gene Ontology annotation, biological process: cell surface receptor protein tyrosine kinase signaling pathway; intracellular signal transduction. Gene Ontology annotation, cellular component: plasma membrane. Gene Ontology annotation, molecular function: receptor tyrosine kinase binding.
UUUGUUGAAAAGGGUCCUUCUCAUUUGUGUGAGUCAUGCUUUUGCUGUGAGCGAGUUGGCAGCUCUAAGCAGGACUGAGAUCUCAGUCACAGAAAACUGUUACUUCACCCAACCUUAACAAGGAACCAAAAGAAAUUUCUUAAAUAUAUAGUUUUUCAUUUUUCCUUAUACUCUUUUUCUUUUUUACCCUAAACUCUUGUUAACCCUCCGUGCUGUUAUGAAUUGCUUGCUAUGUUAGUACAGGCAUCUCCUGCAUUGGCAUCAGAUUUGCCAGAACGUAUGCAGGAAAGCAGAUAGAAGGGCAUGCUUCAACGUACAAAGUAUAACCGCUUCAGGAAUGAUUCUGUGACAUCUGUUGAUGAUCUUAUUCACAAUUUGCCCAUGAACAGCAAGGUCUCAGGAGUUGCUACAACUUCAGCUUCACCUUCGUACCUGGUCUCACCAGAGGUUCUCCGCAAGGACCAAGAAGAUGGACCCAGCACCCUGUGUACCCUCAUCCAUAAAGUGUCCCACUUGAAACUCUCUAGCACGGGCAGCCUUUUGGGUAUCAAAAACCUCUCCUCUGCAGUAAAGGAGCUUGCUGUCUCCAAAUUGCAGGGAAGCUCGAGUGCUUCUAGUUCAGCAGCAGGGGCUUCAGACAACACAUGUAACCUUGUCUCUGCCACUUCGUGUUCUCAGCAGGACGUGAGCAAGAUGAGUAUGGGGAAAAAAGCACGGUCAGAGGAAAUGCACCUGGGAAGUGAAGAUUGGAAUCAAACUAGCAGUUUUGUCAAUAAAUCCUCUCGAGGAUGGCUGCACUCGAGUGAGAAGAUCCUGGGACCUGGUGUGACGUACAUUGUGAAGUACUUGGGCUGUAUAGAAGUCUUACGGUCAAUGAGAUCUCUUGACUUCAGUACUAGAAUGCAGGUUGCAAGGGAAGCAAUCAGUCGUGUUUGUGAAGCCAUGCCUGGUGCCAAAAGAGCCUUCAAGAAACGAAAGCCACCAAGCAAAGUCCUUUCUAGCAUCUUGGGAAAGAGCAAUCUUCAGUUUGCAGGAAUGAGCAUAAUGUUGAAUAUCUCCACCAGCAGCUUAAAUCUAAUGAAUCCAGAUACAAAACAGAUCAUAGCAAAUCACCAUAUGCAAUCCAUCUCCUUUGCGUCUGGAGGUGAUCCGGAUACUUCAGACUAUAUUGCAUAUGUAGCUAAGGAUCCUGUUAAUCGUAGAGCUUGUCAUAUACUGGAAUGCUGUGAUGGCCUGGCCCAGGAUGUCAUCAGCACCAUAGGGCAAGCAUUCGAGCUUCGAUUUAAGCAGUACUUGCAAUGCCCCUCUAAGACACCUACUUUAUCUGAUAGGACGCAGAGUUUUGAGGACCCAUGGACAGAGGAAGAUAACGAGGCAACAGAGCAUCCCUAUUACAACAACAUCCCAAAUAAAAUACCUCCCCCUGGCGGAUUCCUUGAUGCCAGGCUCAAAACAAGGCUUCUCACUGCUGCAGACACAGCUCAGUCUGCAUCAGGAAUGGGAGGAGAGCAAAUUUAUUAUCAGAGCCAUCACUUAGGAGAAAAAUUCAGUGAAGAAUGGCAUCAUGGGCCUGUUAAACAAGGAUCUCUGGAUAUUUGUAGUAUGUCAGAAGAGAAAUCAGAAGUAGCACCAACUGGAGAGCUGCCAAUAUAUGUAAACACCCAGCAUAUAAAUAGGGAAGAUCUAUUGGCACUUCAGGCAGAUGCUGAAAGUGCCUUCAGUGGAACAGCAGAGGAUGCUCAAGCAAGCAGCCCAGGAAAGGAUCUGUUUGACAUGAGACCAUUUGAAGAUGCUCUCAAGAAUCAAGCAUCUGAGGCUAUGUUGAAGAAAUCCACCUCCAUGGGAUGCACCAGUCCUCCUUUAUCCAGAGCAGCUGUCCGGACUGAAGCUGAGGAGCUGAGUACAGAGCCAUGGUAUCAAGGAGAGAUGAGCAGGAAAGAAGCAGAACAGCUAUUAAAGAAAUGUGGAGAUUUCCUUGUGAGGAAGAGUACCACGAAUCCUGGCUCUUAUGUGCUGACAGGCAUGCACAAAGGACAAGCCAAGCAUCUUCUUUUGGUGGACCCAGAAGGAACUGUUCGUACAAAAGAUCGUGUCUUUGACAGCAUAAGUCAUCUCAUCAACUAUCACCUUGAGAAUAAUUUGCCUAUAGUUUCUUCAGUGAGUGAACUCUGCCUGCAACAGCCUGCUGAAAGAAAACACUGACUCCAGAUAACUCUUUUAGUUAUUGCAACUUGCAAGCUAUAACUCAUAGAAAUUGCAGAUUUGAAAGGAAAAUGUACAUUAAAAAACCCCCACAUAGUCACAUACAUUUCACAAGUAUGUUUUAAAUUUAAGAAGCCCCAUUUCAUAUGGUCCACAUAUUGAACAUUUUCAAUGCUUUAUGUGACAUGAAAUCACAUCAGAAACCUUUCUUAAAAGUAAUUUCACCAAAAUUGUUCAGAUUCUCUAAUGUGAA